GAAGCUAGGGUUCAAAUCACUGUAUCCCCCCAUGAAAACACGGAGGCAGCACGCCGCCGCCGAGGAGGCUCUAACCAUUUCCAGACGCAGUACACUACUAUCUCCAUUCUCGAUCGGAAACUCAGAGACGAUCCCAAUCGAUCUCAUACUCGAAAUCUUCUGGAGAUUGCCGGCUAACUCCAUAGCGAAAUGCCGCUGCGUAUCCAAGUUCUGGGACUCCACACUCCGCCGCGCAGAUUUCACGGAGCUUUACAUCACCAGGUCUCUUGCUCUUCGUCCGCAGCUCUUGCUCUCUUGCGUGGAGAACGAGGAGCUGUUCUUGUUCUCCAUACCCCAGGUCCAAAAUCAAGAUUCUGUAACCGCCAAUUAUCACUCGAGGUUCCCCUGUGGAGGACGCUCCUCUAAAAUCGUCGGUCCGGUCCGCGGUUUAGUCUGUUUUACGCAUCUUAAAAAGUAUAAGAGAACCGCGCCGGUUAUAUGUAACCCUAGCACGGGACAAUCUUUAGCUCUACCCAACGUGAAGACAAGGAGUACUCUCGUGAACAGUUUUCUUGGAUUUGAUCCGGUUGGUAAACAGUUCAAGAUAUUGGCACUGACCACGAGGGAUUAUCAUAAUUGCGAAGAGCAUCAGGUUCUGACUCUAGGGACUAAGAGAAAGAUGUCUUGGAGGAAGAUUGAGUGUUCGGUGUCCCAUUAUUUUAUGCAUAUUACUCAUGGGAUAUGCAUCGAUGGUGUUGUGUAUUAUGUAGCUGGUGUGAAUGGGCCUCCGAUGGCUAAUGGUAUAGUUUGCUUUGAUGUUAGGUUUGAGAAGUUUAGUGUUGUUAAUAGGGAUGAGGAGAUGGCAUUGUGGAGUCAAUCAACUCUUGUGAACUACAAGGGUGCAUUAGGUGCGCUUUUGUCUGAAGGGUUUACCGAAGUUACCGGAGAAACUAAAUGUUUUGAGUUGUGGGUUUUGGUAGAUGCUGAGAAACAUGAAUGGUCGAAGCAUAUAUCCAUAUGUCUGCCCCCGUUGUGGAAGGACAUAGUUGCAGAUGCCACUUUGUUCUUUGUUGGUGUCACUGCUACAGAUGAAAUCGUGUUGUCGCCGACCUAUGUAUCCGAGCCUUACUACUAUUCAUCCGAGCCUUACUGUUUCUAUGUUUACUACUACAACAUCGAGAGCAAUACAAUCCAAAGAGUUGAAAUCCAGGGAAUGGAUGCGUUUAAGGAUUGUAGUGUUCGCAUCUCUCUAAACCAUGUAGAGGACGUGAAGCUUUUGCAAUAUAUUUAGGACUUUAUAACUCUAGCUUUAUAACAGGUCAUGGGACCUUACUUCUCCUUAUGCUAUUUGAUGAUUUUUCUCUGUUUUUCUGUUUGUGUGAUGGUGGAGACUGUAUCAAUCUCUGUGUUUACAGUUUAGCCUUUUGAAAUCUUCUCGUCAUGAGUAAGCCACUUUGUGGGUUGUGUUUGUGAGUUAUAUAUUAUUUCCACUGGUAAAAGACCA
Messenger RNA from Raphanus sativus (radish), 1483 nucleotides. RefSeq names its product F-box protein DOR-like. The record is from RefSeq and is a predicted model, not a curated record. Gene Ontology annotation, molecular function: protein binding. Lineage: Eukaryota; Viridiplantae; Streptophyta; Magnoliopsida; Brassicales; Brassicaceae. The transcript has a single exon. Bases 32 to 1270 code for a protein of 412 amino acids.